AUGGCAUCCCUGGCCCUGUCGGUAACAGACUUUGAUGCUCGAUCCAUCACCAACACGGUCCUCUCGUCGGUACUGGACAGCCCUGGCUCGGACCAUUCCCACAACACGCACCAGACAAGCGCGACGACUAACUCUCAGCGGUCGCUGCUCCGAGGCCGGCAGGCGCCGGCCACCCCACAGCCAGCAGGGACGGCCGGCAGCAGCAGCAGCAGGCUAGGCCGGCAUCGACCUCAGCGCCGGUCUCUGAGGAAGACGCGGGGAUGGCCGCGGCUCGCCGAGCUGAUGGCCAUGAACCCCGGGCUCGAGUCGUUUGCACGGUUCCGCGAGCUCAACAUCAAGAACCUGCUCUACUACCAAGUCGAGCUCGCCAGGCUGUCCAAGGACCUCGAGGAGGCCGAGGAGGCCGACUACGUGCGACAGCAGCCGCAGGCCGAGGGUAGCCCCGACGAGAGGUACGCAAAAUUUGCCGAGAACCUGACGGACCUGCUAGACAGCGCCGACCCCGCAGACGCCGACGACGAAGACGCAAAGCAGGUCAACUUGGUGGUGAAGAUGCGGAGACUGCUGAAAGAAUACAACGAGUGCCUCGUGCUGUACAGCCAGGUGUCGGCGCUGCCGGAGCCCGAGACGCUCAACGUGAACACACUGCGGGAGUGGCUGCGGCGGGCCGACUGCGGCGCGUUUUCGACCCGGGGCGCGGGCAGCGACGCCUGGGGCGGCGACGUGGCGGCCGCCGACUACCGCAAACCGGGCGCUGAUGGCACGCUGUGGCAAAACAGAGCCGACGACGGUUUCACGCGCUGGAUCGGCUACCAGUGGAUUCCCUUCUGGCACACCCUCAGGAACCCCCAGCCCCGGGCUGAAGGCGAUGGCGAUCCCGAGAAGGCGACUAACAAUAACACUUCCGCCACUAGCAGGCAAAGCAGCGCCGACAACGACGACGUCCCCGCAAUAUACGCCGGCUCGACAAUGCAGAUGGUGGCCUCGUUCACCGCCACCAUCGUGGCCUGCGUGCUGCCGACGCUAGCCAUUGCCAUCUUGGCCCAGCAGGAGCACAUGCUGCAGCGCCUGCUCUACAUUGGCGGCUUCACCGUCGCCUUCGCCGUCAUGCUGAUGGCCCUAACCGACUGCUCCACGUCGAGGGUUCACGUCUUCACUGCCACGGCCGCUUUUUCCGCUGUUCUGGUCGUCUUUGUUCAGAACCAGCCCUAG
Lasiosphaeria miniovina is the source of this 1212-nucleotide messenger RNA. RefSeq lists its product as uncharacterized. Lineage: Eukaryota; Fungi; Ascomycota; Sordariomycetes; Sordariales; Lasiosphaeriaceae. Bases 1 to 1212 code for a protein of 403 amino acids. The record is from RefSeq and is a predicted model, not a curated record. The transcript has 5 exons.